GUUAUUUGUUGAAGUGAUGUCUAAAUUCAGACUAAUUGUCAGAUAAUUAUUAUUAUUUGUUAGUUUUUAUGUCAAUUAUUAAUUGCUAUUAGAUUUAAGUAUUGUUUUGUUUUUUUGUUGAGUUAUUUGAGUUAUAUUUUUGGCAAUUAUUUAGACGUCUAUUUGAAUAGAGAUUAUAAUCAGAAGAAUUAGUUCGAGUGAUAAGUCAAAGACGACCACCACUUAAAUGAUAUGAUGGAGUCUUCGGCCACAAUAGUGCCACAAAUGUCGUCAACAGUGCCGACAGCGGCUGUGCCCACACAUUCGGGUCAGUCAUCGGCCGAUGGGUGUGUCUUAGAGACGACCACAACAGUCAACACGAGUGCCGAUCCCUACAAUGGCCUCAACUGCGAACCCAAUGCCUCUCUAAUGCUAUUCAAUCAAAAUAAUAACCAAUUGUUGAAUACAAUGAUCGUUGAGAACAGCUAUAAGUCGGACGAGUCGUUAACAGAGAGGCAGUCAACAGAUUUGACGUUUUCGGAUCUGACGCCUCCCGUCCCUAAUAUAUCACAACUUGAGUCCAACCAAAUCAUGCAGAACUCAGACCCCUCUCAGCCCACAUUUGAUGGCGUGUCCGGUGCUGUACCCCAACAUCAGAUCCAACAGAUGAAUACAAUCGCUACCGAAUCGCCUCAAAUCGAGAUUCCCAACAAUGAAAUAAUCUUACCAUCGAUGGCGCCGAAGAACAACGCGUCGCUAAUGGAGUCCGUCAACGAUAAUCAGUAUUCAAAUCUGUUUGAACCGGUAAUUAACGGUCCGUCGGGUUCUGCGCCGCAAACACCGGCCGCCUCUCCCAUCGCCGCCAUUGAACAGAACGUAAACAUGUCUAACGGAUCGAUGAAUCCCCAGAUGACUGUCCUCUCCUCUUUUGGUUCCAAUAAUAACACGUUUGACAACACGACUGUCGCCAGCGUUUCGGCCGAUAUGUUCAACCAAAUGGUUCCGGUGCUCAACAAUAACAACAACAACGAUAAUAAUAACGUGUCUCAAUCGGAGCAACCGCUGCCAGUGUUGAGCUUAGAUCCGGCACUUCAAGAGCAACUGUUGGACGCGAUUCCGCCGCCGAGCGUCAACUUCCCUCCCGGACCGGUGCCCACCGACGAGAAAGGCAUCCCAACAGCCCUUCCCGGAGAAUUUCCACUAAGUUUACUACCAGUUGAAGAAGAAAAAGUCGGUGGCAUUGAGUCGGCAUCUGUUCCUUUGGAUAAAAUCGAGGCAACCAUUAAUAUGAACUCAAAAUCCAUUCCCACGCUUACAGAUGCCAUAUCGCUGUCUCAAUCACAAGUCAAUCUAAUCAAGUCUCUGCCCCAACCCAUAUCAGCCCAACAGCCACUGUCCACACUUAGCAACAUCUCGCCCAACGCCGUCGCCAUCACCGUUACCGACGCCAUCGCCGCCAACAACUGCGGCUUAGAGACAGUCGCCGACCAACAGUUUGGUCAGUACGACAACAACAUCGGGAAUCAGAGUCAUAUGUCGAGUGGUUUGCCUCCACCGCCACCCCUACAGCCCGUUCAGAAUGUGAACCAAACAACGAUGUCGUCGAUGCCAGAGAUGAACACAUUAACUAAUUUGGUUCCUGUCGUCGAACCCACCGAUCCGUCGAUACAACAAACGUGUCGACAGGCUUUGUCUGUAGUCAUCAAAAGCGAACCCCAAUCGUACAGCGAAGCCAUCGAUGGCAACAACGGUUCCGACCUAUUGCUGGGUCUGUCGAAAGUGAAUGACGACAAUAAUAAUCCGAUUCUUAAUAACCUAAACCGCCAAAAGGGCUCGACAUCGGCGGUGACACGAGCGCCGACACUCGUCAACAAUCAAAUCCGAAGCUUUCCUCUGUGUGUCAUAUCGACGGCUCCGACACCUCUUAUGUCCAAAAGCAACGCAUCAAUUGUUACCCCGAAAUACGAGUUACCACUACCUCCGAAGAAGGCCCGGUUCGCCACCACCACGUCGUCUGGUUUAGUGUCACAUCAAUUAAUACAAUCGCACUCAUCAGCCAAGAUGUCGCCCUCAGCGCACGCAUCCGCUGCCGUUCCGUCCACUGGAAUGAUAUACGAUCUGCCGCUCCAUCAGACGCACCACUCAUCCAACCCGUCGACCACUUUUAGAGUACAAUCAGAUAUAACUCAUUCGUUUAAAGCACAGCACAAUAUGACUCCGCCGUUCACAACAGUGGCCCCGAUCUUACUCUCUGGUCUCAUGCCAUCCGUUUCGGUCGCAAUCGAUGGACCGCUUUCUCUGGUAAAGGAGGAGAAGAUGCGUCAAUUGAUAACGACGAACGCCCUCACCAGCCAUCCAGACUUUCCGGCCAUUUCAGGCCUCUUGUCAUUCAUCAAUCCGUAUCACAAGCCGACCACUGCUUCGGUGACCACAUGUAUGGAGACUCCGCUGUCGUUGAGCGUGAAGAACAGUCUGAGCGGAGCGCCGGUCACUGCGAAUCCAUUAAUUCAAAGUCACUCAUUGGUGACGCACGCGUCACACGUGCCUUCACUGACUCGUCCAUCACUACAUCACAAUCAAAGCAUAACGUCUGCCACGACUUUAGUGCCCACACCGCCCACCGCUGUACCCGUCUCUGUGGUCACGAGUGUUGUCGAUCACCAGAAUCGAGGCGUUCCUCAGCAGCAGAGAAUCAAAGCCAUCGCUCAGAACAGUAACAAACAUAGGCUUAAUGUCGAGCACAACACGACCGGAGCGACGGGAGUGAAGCUCCAAUUGGCGCCUCUGCUGUCCGGAGAUCCGGCCAAACCAUUUCAGUGCGCUCUUUGCGGCAAACACUUGGCCUCCAAGAAUGUCUAUCAACUGCAUCUGCGCUCGCAUUCGGGCGAAAAGCCAUUCACUUGUAAUUUAUGCGGUCAUUCGUUCUCACAGAAGACAUCACUCACACGCCAUAUGAGGUCACACACCGGCGAACGUCCCUUUCCCUGUCAGGUGUGCGGAAAGAGAUUUGCGGAUAAGGAGCGCAUCAAAAUCCAUAUGAGAACACAUACCGGCGAAAAGCCAUUCGCGUGUGACAUUUGUGGCAAACAAUUCUCUCAGAAAUCAACGGUCAAGCGUCACAUGUCUGUCCAUACGGGAGAAAAGCCAUUCAAAUGCGAGACAUGCGGUAAAGGGUUCGCAAAUCGGGGUAAUCUUACGGCACACACCAAAACCCAUUCAAACUCUUAACACUUGUUAUGAUUUGUUGUGAUUUUCUAUGUUUUUCCGAUUUAUUGAAAUGAAAUUAAG
Medioppia subpectinata is the source of this 3267-nucleotide messenger RNA. The record is from the annotation of a GenBank genome assembly. NCBI's taxonomy places the organism in Eukaryota, Metazoa, Arthropoda, Arachnida, Sarcoptiformes, Oppiidae.